AUGUGGCAUGAAGCAAGAAAGCAGGAACGGAUUAUUCGUGGUAUGAUAGUAGAUUACCGACGUAGGGCAGAACGGCGAAAAGAUUUCUACGAAAAAAUUAAAGCCGAACCAACUCAGUUUUUGCAACUUCAUGGACGACCAUGUAAAAUUCAUUUAGAUCCUGCUAUUGCUGCAGCCGGAGAAGGACCUGCUAUAAUGAUGCCGUGGCAAGGUGAUACCAAUAACAUGAUUGAUCGUUUUGAUGUAAGAGCCCAUUUGGACUAUAUUACAGAAGUAAAGAAUCCCUAUGUACCACCCGAAGAACUAAGCCAAGAAGAAAGACAGUGCAACUAUGAGAGAUACAGAAUUCUUGCACAAAAUGCAUUUCUUGGAAUAAGUGAAGACAAAUUCUUACAACAGUUGGCUAUUGAAGAGCAGUUUGGGGUGACAGUUGAUGAAAAAGAAUUCCAAAAAGAGAAGUUGAAUGAAAAGAAAGGGACUGGUGCUGCUAUAGGCUACAAUUAUAAUGAUCCUGGAGCACCAUCCAUCCAACCGUCUAGCUCUAAUGGCCCUGAGGUUAAGAAAGUGGAUGUGAAAGAUUCUGAUGAUGAUUCCGACCUGGAAAUUAUCGAUGUUGAUUUGAGUAUAGAUGUGAAUAAAAUGGAGGCUUCACAGGCACACGAGUUGAAUGCAGUGGGACCUCUAUUUGGAAUGGCAGGAUGCGAUUUGUUCUCCUUUCUCACCGGUGAUGCAGAUGACGCUGAACAUCAGAAACAACUUCUGAGAGAAGAGAAAGAGAAGGCGAUGUUUUCUGGAAGGAAAAGUAGGAGGGAGAGACGCGCACAUCGAGAUAAGAAACUGGCCACUCGAAUAGUAAGCCCUCCAAGUUAUGCGGCACCGUCGUGUCGGCCACGCUCAGCGUCGCGUUCGGCGACACGCUCUCCAAGCCGCAGUCCAUCGCCCGAUAACGAGAACAUACAAUUCAUCACUUCAUUUGGUGGUGACGAAGAUGACGUCAAACCUUCACCAUCUCAGAAAGUUUUAUAUGCUGAUAAAGUAAAACAUAAUUUAAAGAAGACCGAAUUAUAUGCAGAGGUUGCUCGAAAACCAUCAAAAUUCAGUUCAACAUCAAUACAAGGCAGAUAUUCCCGUCCUCAAAUGGGACCUCGCGGGCCCAACUCGAGGUCAAAAUCGAGGUCGUAUUCCCGUUCCCGUUCAAGAUCAAGAUCGAGGUCGCGCUCGCGCUCAUACAACCCUUAUAGGAAGUCAAAGUCGAGAUCACGAUCAAGGCCAAGAACUUUAAAAAAUAGGCGCUCUCGCAGCCCUUCAAAUAAUCCAACAAAUCGUAACAAUUCGAGGUCAAUGUCGCGCGAAAGUAAUGAUAAAAGCACCCAAAACAAACCAGUCGUGCCGCGUUACUAUGGCCGUCGCAAAGAAGAUAAGUCCUCAAGUGAACUGUCCGUGGACUCCGACUCAAGUGAUACGGCUGAGGAUGAGAAAAAUAAAACAUCAGUGGGCAAUAACUCAAAUACAAACCAGAAUCAGUUACGAUUGUCUGGAUCCAGCACCAAAGGCCCGUCACGAGAAACUUUGACGUUGAAAGAAAAAUUGAAGAGAAAAAUGCAGGCGCAGCUAUCAAAGCAAUUGCGUGCGGAUAAGCGUGCCGAGGCUGAGCGGCAGGCGCGCGAGAGCCGGCGGCAGGCGCGCCGCGACGAGGAGAUGCGCGAGCUGGUCAUUAAGCUGCGUCGCAAGCAACGGGAAAUGAGACAUCAGCUGAACCGACGAUCUAGCGAUGAUAAUUCCGGUAGAAGUCGUAGCGGAUCUUCGUCAAGACAAUCACCAGCAGUAGAGAAAAGAAGGGACUAUAGAAGUCGUUCAAGGACUCCCUCGCCUAAACAGAGACGUGUCCCUGUGUGGGAGUCAAACAAGGAACAGUCGCCCCCAUACAGGUCAAGAACUCAAGAGUUCGGAGAAAAUUCACACUAUCCAAGCAAUCCUAGAAGACGGUAUCAAGACAAUUCGGAAAGUCAUUACAGUCGCGAUGACAGAAGAUACGAAGAUGAAAGACCUCAAAGUACCCAUUCCAGCAGAUACGAAAAGUAUCCUAACAGAGAUUACGGCAGUCGAGGCUAUGAGCAUUCCCGCCAAGAGCAAAAUUAUGAAAACAAAUGGGAACAAGAAAAGAGCUACCAUUCGGAUAGAAAAAGACCUUUCGGGCCUAGAGGAGGAUAUAAAAGUCAGAGUUAUAAAGGAGGACCACCACAAAGACAUGGCGAUGGAUCAUCUAGUUGGCAAUCGCAUAGCCAACAAGAUGGUGGGAAAGAAAGCGCAGAAAGUUACUCUAAAAGUAAAAUUAAACUUGUCGAUUAUUAG
Parnassius apollo (apollo) is the source of this 2352-nucleotide messenger RNA. NCBI's taxonomy places the organism in Eukaryota, Metazoa, Arthropoda, Insecta, Lepidoptera, Papilionidae. The record is from the annotation of a GenBank genome assembly.